Rhagoletis zephyria (snowberry fruit fly) is the source of this 531-nucleotide messenger RNA. RefSeq names its product carboxypeptidase D-like. Gene Ontology annotation, molecular function: metallocarboxypeptidase activity; zinc ion binding. Gene Ontology annotation, biological process: peptide metabolic process; protein processing. Lineage: Eukaryota; Metazoa; Arthropoda; Insecta; Diptera; Tephritidae. The record is from RefSeq and is a predicted model, not a curated record.
AUGGAGGGCCUGCUCCGCCAGUUUGCCGACUCCUUUCCGCAGCUCUGUCAGCUGUACAGCAUUGGCAAGUCGGCGCAGGGCCGCGAACUGUGGGUGCUCCUCGUGACAAAGAACCCCGGCGAGGAGCCGCUGCUGAAGCCCAACUUCAAGUACAUUGGCAACAUGCACGGCAAUGAGGCAGUCGGCCGCGAGCUGCUGCUGCACCUGAUCGAGCACCUGAUCGCCGGGUACACCGCCGGCACUGAUCCCUACGUGAAGCACCUGCUGGAGAACACGCGCAUCCACAUCAUGCCCACCAUGAACCCGGACGGCUUCGAGUCGGCCAUUGAGGGGCAGUGUCUGGGCGGGACGGGCCGCUUCAACGUCCGCGGCAUUGACCUGAACCGAAACUUUCCCGACCAGUUUACCAUGAGACGGGAGCAGGAGCAGGAGGAGGUGGCGGCGAUUCGCGGCUGGGUCGAGCGCAUUCCCUUUGCCCUCUCGGCGAACCUCCACGGCGGCGCCCUGGUCGCUAGCUAUCCCUAUGAUAAU